AUGUGGCUGCAAAUAUGUCUCGCUCUUGUCUAUUUAACAAAAGCAGAUGACGAAAGUUCGACUGAGGAGAAUCCAAACAGAAAUGAAUCAAGUGAUCAAUUUAUUUACGGACCAAGCGGAAAUGAAAAAGAUUGCUAUCAGCUCUUGUACUUACCUGAGGAGGGUUACGCGGAGAAAGCGGUUAUGAUUUAUUACGACAAAGAAUUCGAAUAUCUUGCUAAAGGAAUCGACUGCCUCCUAAAAACUUUGAAUAUCCGAGAGAGUAGUAUGACAGUGUUACGAAAUGGUGUGUAUGUUCACGAGAUUUGCAACAAUAGGCCGCAAAUAGACUCACUGCUAAUGGUUCUGGAAGCUGUUGCGAUGGCAUGGGGACCAGUUCUUUUCUCAUCAGAUAAAUCACGCUACAAAUCGCUAAAGUUGGUUGAGAAGGCCCUUAAGAGUAAAUUGGUCGUUGUGCCAACAUUGGUUGUCUCUAUGGUGUUUUUACUUGGUGUAGUUGGUCUGAUGGGUUUCUUUGCAAAUAGAAAAAAGUUGGCAGCGGAUCAACGUUCAUUACGGAAUAGAAAAGCUCUACUAUUAGCUCAAUGGGGAGAUGAUCAAUAUGAGGGUAGCCCAGAAUGGCAUGUCGAAGAUGAACGAACUGAGAUUCCUGCUCAAACUAAUAUGAUUGAAAUGCAAGAACUCCCACCUAAAGUGGAGGAGUCCAAAUCUUCUGUGAAAAGAGGAUCCGGCGAAGUGAAUGUUUCACCGAGUGAAAGAAGCGUAGCUAUGGACCCCUAA
Molecule: messenger RNA, 780 nt
Organism: Strongylus vulgaris
Lineage: Eukaryota; Metazoa; Nematoda; Chromadorea; Rhabditida; Strongylidae
Source: the annotation of a GenBank genome assembly